UCCACAGGAUGGAUAUGAGGUGCACAAUGAAUUAACUGCUUCUGCGGUAAAGUGUAAUCUUCAGGCUACAUUGUUCACUUAACAAGAGAGUGACCACAAUAUUGCCACAAUGGAUGACCGAAGUAACGACGCUACAGCAGAGCUGGAAUAUGGUGUUCAACAUGGUGACGAAGCGAUGGUGUUGGACGCCCUCGCUCGUGGCGCCGACGUCACCAUAACAACUAAGAUGGAUAAUGAACAAUCAGGCUGCUUGUUGUGUCUGGCAGGGAAAGUGGGUCACGCCCAGCUGGUGCCUCACCUUCUAGCAGCUGGUCUUAAUGUAAAUGGCUCAGGAGAGUCCUUGCUGACACCAAUAUACGUAGCAGCACGUCAUGGUCAUGAUCAGGUGCUGAGAGAACUGCUCAAAGCUCAGCCCAACUUAGAAGACAAGAAAUAUGAAGGAGCUGGAAUAUGGUGUUCAACAUGGUGACGAAGCGAUGGUGUUGGACGCCCUCGCUCGUGGCGCCGACGUCACCAUAACAACUAAGAUGGAUAAUGAACAACCAGGCUGCUUGUUGUGUCUGGCAGGUAAAGUGGGCCACGCCCAGCUGGUGCCUCACCUUCUAGCAGCUGGUCUUAAUGUAAAUGGCUCAGGAGAGUCCUUGCUGACACCAAUAUACGUAGCAGCACGUCAUGGUCAUGAUCAGGUGCUGAGAGAACUCCUCAAAGCUCAGCCCAACUUAGAAGACAAGAAAUAUCAAGGUAAGAGCGCUCUUCACGUAGCAGCAGCGGCUGGUCAUAUAGAUUGUGUGAAGAUUCUCCUUGCUGCUGCUGAUCCCAAGUGUCAGACUGAUGAUGGAUGGACACCUCUACACUAUGCUGCAAGAUUCAACCGUACUGGAAUUCUUCAACUUUUAUUAAAUGAUUUACGCUGUGAUCCAAAUGCUAAAAAAAAAAAUCACAACUCUGCACUACCCUCUGUUGCUGGAUUAGAAGGUGGAACAGCUCUUCACAUAGCAGCUGCGGAGGGUCAUGAUGAUUGUGUUAAGAUGCUGCUUGAUGCUGGUGCUGACGUCAACUGUCAGAAUGAUGAUGGCUGGACACCACUACACUAUGCUGCUGAUGCGGAGGGUCAUGAUGAUUGUGUUAAGAUGCUGCUUGAUGCUGGUGCUGACCCCAACUGUCAGGAUAAUGAUGGCUGGACACCACUACACUAUGCUGCUGCUGCUGGUCAUGAUGAUUGUGUUAAGAUGCUGCUUGAUGCUGGUGCUGACGUCAACUGUCAGGAUAAUGAUGGCUGGACACCACUACACUAUGCUGCUGCUGCUGGUCAUGAUGAUUGUGUUAAGAUGCUGCUUGAUGCUGGUGCUGACGUCAACUGUCAGGAUAAUGAUGGCAGGACACCACUACACUAUGCUGCUGCUGCUGCUGGUCAUGAUGAUUGUGUUAAGAUGCUGCUUGAUGCUGGUGCUGACGUCAACUGUCAGGAUAAUGAUCGCAAGACACCACUACACUAUGCUGCUGAGAAGGGUCAUGAUGAUUGUGUUAAGAUGCUGCUUGAUGCUGGUGCUGACGUCAACUGUCAGGAUAAUGAUCGCAAGACACCACUACACUAUGCUGCUGAGAAGGGUCAUGAUGAUUGUGUUAAGAUGCUGCUUGAUGCUGGUGCUGACGUCAACUGUCAGGAUAAUGAUCGCAAGACACCACUACACUAUGCUGCUGCUGCUGAGGGUCAUGAUGAUUGUGUUAAGAUGCUGCUUGAUGCUGGUGCUGACGUCAACUGUCAGGAUAAUGAUCGCAAGACACCACUACACUAUGCUGCUGCUGCGGAGGGUCAUGAUGAUUGUGUUAAGAUGCUGCUUGAUGCUGGUGCUGACGUCAACUGUCAGGAUGAUGAUGGCAAGACACCACUACACUAUGCUGCUGCUGCUGCUGGUCAUGAUGAUUGUGUUAAGAUGCUGCUUGAUGCUGGUGCUGACGUCAACUGUCAGGAUAAUGAUGGCUGGACACCACUACACACUGCUGCCAGGUUCAACCACACUGGUGUUAUUCAAGUGUUGUUAAAUGAUCCACGAUGUGAUCACAACGCUAAAGAUAAUAACUUCGUCACUCCACACACUGCUGCCAGAAUUCAAGGUACUGUGGUAAAAAUUAUGUUUUCCUUACAUACAAACACACAGUAAAAAUAGUAUUAUAA
Molecule: messenger RNA, 2176 nt
Organism: Cherax quadricarinatus
Lineage: Eukaryota; Metazoa; Arthropoda; Malacostraca; Decapoda; Parastacidae
Source: RefSeq, a predicted model, not a curated record